This is a messenger RNA of Cyprinodon tularosa, 2977 nucleotides long. It is a transcript of the gene add3a, whose product is annotated as adducin 3 (gamma) a. Bases 430 to 2484 code for a protein of 684 amino acids. Lineage: Eukaryota; Metazoa; Chordata; Actinopteri; Cyprinodontiformes; Cyprinodontidae. The transcript is spliced from 16 exons. Gene Ontology annotation, molecular function: actin filament binding. Gene Ontology annotation, cellular component: plasma membrane; cytoskeleton; postsynaptic density. The record is from RefSeq and is a predicted model, not a curated record. Gene Ontology annotation, biological process: barbed-end actin filament capping.
UUCCACACAAACACACACCCUCAUUCUCAGAGGACACACACACUUACAGAGACCUCUUCUCACACACUCACAGCUGUUGGUACUCCUCUCUCCGAUGAACAGCGUUGGAGAGCAGAGCCUGAAGGAGUCUGGGAGAACCUUUCGUUAGUUGGCAGCUCAUCAUGUGAGCAUCUGGACGGAAUAACUGGAGGGACAACUGGAGUGACUCGCGUUUUUCUGAUCACCUACCCGCCUGUCCGUUCCGGGUUCUCUGUUGGAAUCUGCUUACAGAAUCUGAAACAACCGCAGAGUGGGAAAGAGAGACAUGAGUUUUACCUCUGCCAUCUGCCACUACUGCCUGAUUUCUCCCAUUCACUAAUCCAGGAGGGAAUACCAGGUAAGAGGGUCAAAGCGGCAGCCAUAGAGGCAAAGCAGCAAGGUGUAGCAGGCAUGAGUGCAGACAGCCAUCAGGGGGUGGUGACCACUCCUCCGCCACCCACCGGGGGGACCAAGGAGCGCUAUUUUGACCGGAUCAACGUCAACGAUCCGGAGUACAUCAGAGCCAGAAACAUGUCGCCGGAUCUCCGGCAGGACUUUAAUGUCCUGGAGCAGAAGAAACGCGUCACACAGAUACUACAGAGCCCAGCUUUCAAAGAGGAGCUGGAGUGUCUGAUCCAUGAGCAGCAGAGAAAAGGGAACAACCCGACCGGACUGCUGGCCCUCAGGCAGAUCGCAGACUUCUUCAUGGCCAGCUCAGUGGCCGGCUUCAACACGUCUCCUCUCAGUCUGGGGAUGGUGACUCCCAUUAAUGACCUGUAUGGGGUGGAAUGCUCCUCUAUGGUGAAAGGCGAGAAGCUGACGCGCUGUAAACUGGCCAGCCUCUACAGACUGGUGGACCUGUUCAGCUGGGCCCACUUCGCCAACUCCUACAUCACAGGCCGAGUGAGUAAAGAACAAGACCACAUUCUCAUCAUCCCCAGAGGUCUGUCAUUCGCUGAAGCUUCUGCAUCCAACCUGGUGAAGGUGAACAUCAUCGGGGAUGUGAUCGAGCAAGGCUCCACAAACCUGCGGAUCGAUUCGGCCGGUUUCAGCCCGCAUGCUGCCAUCUACUCCAUGCGACCGGACAUCCGCUGCAUUGUACAUGUGCACACUCCCGCCACGGCGGCUGUGUCCUCUAUGAAGUGUGGCAUUUUACCUAUUUCCCAGGAGGCAUUGAUCUUGGGAGAUAUUGCUUAUUACAACUACCAGGGCUGCCUGGAUGACCAGGAGGAGCGCAGAGAGCUGCAGAAAGCCCUUGGUCCAACAGCAAAGAUUUUGGUGCUGAGAAAUCACGGCGUAGUCGCUCUGGGGGAGACCAUCGAAGAGGCCUUUCACUACAUCUACAAUGCCCAGUACGCCUGCGAAAUCCAGGUGAAUGCUAUCUCGUGUGCUGGAGGGGUGGACAACCUCAUAGUGCUGGAUCCUGAGAAGUAUAAAUCCAGAGUUUUUGCUGUGGCUAAUGCUGCAGCCGUCAACAUGUCUGGGCAGUACAAGUGGAAGAUCGGGGAGCUGGAGUUUGAGUCCCUGAUGAGGAUGCUGGAUAAUCUGGGCUACAGGACGGGUUACGCCUACAGACACCCCAUCAUUCGAGAGAAGCCGAGGCAUAAGAGCGAAGUGGAGAUCCCCGCCACCGUCACCGCGUUCACGUUUGAGGAGGACGGUGACGCCACUCGGCUGCCCUUCAAGUUCCUACAGCAGCGACAGCAGAGGGAGAAGACGCGCUGGCUGAACUCCCCUAACAGCUACACCAAGGUCAGCGUGGAGGCCGGAGAGGAGCGCUGCAGCAGGACCACCACGUGGAUGAAAGCGGAUGAAAGCGGAACUCCGAUCCGCAUUGAGGACCCCAACCAGUUCGUCCCUCUGAACACAGACCCCACCGAGGUGCAGCAGAAGAGGAACAAAAUCAGAGAGCAGAACCGGUUAGAUGUGAUGACAUCAGGCCCGCGGUCUCAGCACCUCGCUGGGAUUCCUGUCGAUCAGCCGCGCCAGGAAGCUGGGCAAAUAGGCGCGCCGCCAUACGUGCCCACAGAGGAGGAGCAGAUGGCUCCUCUUCCUCCCAACCCGUUCAGCGAGCUGUUGGAAAAGGAGGAGUCCCACAAAAACAUGGAGAGAAGGCAACUUGGCCUCAGCGAUGGCGAGCACGAGCUAACCUCCGACGACGGCUCCACUCUCUCUCAGUCUCUGUCUGUCACGCAGUCUCCGCAAAUCACUCCGGCUAAAGAAGAGAACCACACGGGCCUGAUGAACGGAAAGGACAACCACGACGAGGAGCUGUCCAAGCGGGUCAGUCAGCUGACCACCAGCAUGGAGAGCGUGGAGAUCACCAUGCGCUCUGGUGAGAAGAUCGAGGAGACGCUGUCCCCCGAAAGCUCCCCCUCUAAGUCGCCCAACACCAAGAAGAAGAAGAAGUUCCGCACGCCGUCCUUCUUGAAGAAAAACAAAAAGAAAGAGAAGACGGAGGCCUGAGAGAAGGGAGCAGGCAGCACGGGGAGUCAGGAAGAGCGUCCGCGUAAAGAGGAAAGAGGGGCCCGAUACUCCUCCUUUCUGUCUUUCUUUUGUCUGUCCUUUUAUGUUUUUUUUUUUUUUGUUUUUAAUUAUAUUUGAUUUUUUUAACAAAAGGUUUUAUGUACAAAAGGCAGAAGAAAGUUUAAAAAAAUGGGAUAAAAAAAAAAAGUAAUUUUUGCAGAGAAAGAAUGUUUGUGAAGUUUCUGGGAGGGCAGGCGUUUGGGCCCCCCCGAUCAAAGCUGCAGCAGAUGUGAGGAAACAUGCAGGUGUUGGUGUGUCCACACACCUGAUAACUCAUGCAGUGCUCUAACAGGGCUCCUGGAAAUGUCACUUUUUAGAUCCUGAAUAACUGGCUCCUCUUCUCGUUUUUAACCUUUCUCAAAUAUAAACUGGAAGCCUCUUUUGUUUCCCUUCACAUAUGCUUUUUUUAGAUAUAUUUCCAAUUAUUUCUGCA